AGCCAUUUGUUGAUUAUUAACGUUCAUUCAAUUCAAUUUUUCAUUUCCUCGGUUUUAUUUGUUUAAUUUUACCUUUGCCUUUUUAAUGCAACAUAACAAAUUAGCAAAAUGUAUAUCAAAUCCAUAGUGAUAGACGGGUUCAAAUCAUACGGACAGAGAACUGAAAUAACAGGAUUUGAUCCAUUGUUUAACGCUAUCACUGGACUAAAUGGAACCGGAAAAUCAAACAUUUUGGACUCAAUUUGCUUCGUUUUGGGUAUCUCCAAUUUGACUCAUGUUAGAGCCAGUACAAUGCAAGACCUCAUCUUCAAAAGUGGCCAAGCCGGAAUAAACAAGGCCACCGUUUCAAUCACUUUCGAUAAUAGGAAUCCGGCACAGUGCCCUUCUGGAUUUGAACAGACCCAUGAAAUUACCAUCACCCGACAAAUUGCUUUGGGUGGCAAGAACAAAUACAUGAUCAACGGUAUUAAUGUGACCGGCAAGAAAAUUCAAGAUUUGUUUUGCUCAGUACAAUUGAACGUGAACAAUCCGCAUUUUCUUAUCAUGCAGGGGCGGAUCACUAAGGUGUUGGGUAUGAAAGCACCAGAGAUAAUGUCUAUGGUAGAAGAAGCGGCUGGCACAAAAAUGUAUGAAACCAAGAGACAGCUCACGCAAAAAGUUAUAGAAAAAAAAGACUCAAAACUCGCAGAAUUUCAAGCUGUGAUAAAUGAAGAGCUUUCUCCAAAACUAGAAAAGCUCAAAGCUGACAGGGAGCAAUAUCUUGAAUAUCAACGAAUUGAACGCGAACUGGAGCAUUUACUGGGCGUUUUUCAAGUGUGGCAGUUUUACGAAGCCGAACGAAAUUAUGCAAUAGCGGAUGAGGCUUUAAAAAAGGGACAACAAAAAAUAACAAAUAUUGACACACAAAUCAAGGAAAACGUUAAAAAAGCUAAAACUCUAGAUGCUGAAGUUGAAAAUAUUGCAGCUGAUACUGAAUCUGAAAUAUAUAAAGAGUUGAAAAAUCUUGAAGAACAGCUAAAAGUAAAAGAAAAACAGGAAGCUAAAGUUAAUGCUUCUGUGAAGGCAAUAAAAGACAAUAUUUCCACUGAAGUGAAAAAGCAGAAACAAUUGGAGAAAACUGUUGCCAAUGAUGAGAAAACUUUAAACGCAAAAGAAAAUGAACUGAGCAAAGUUCAAUCCUUAUUUGAAACACUUAAAGAAAAUGACAGAUUGGAUACUGAAGCUUAUGAACUGUCUGAGAAAAAAUUUGAAGCUGUAUGCGCUGGCAUGGAAGUAAAUGAUCAAGGUGAAGCGGAAACCUUGGCCGAGCAAUUGAUGAAUGCCAAAGAAGAAGCCUCAAAGGCAAGUACAGAAAGCAAGCAAGCCUCUAUGCAGCUGACAUUCUGUGAGAAUCAGCUCAAGGCGAAACAAAAGGAUGCAAGUACUAAUUCUGGCGAUUAUGAGAAGGACCAGGUCAAUUUGAAAAAAACUGAAAAGGAAGUGGCCCAAUUAGAGAAUUCAAUGAAACGCAUCAACUUUUCUGAAGAAAGAAUGACUGAAUUGCAAACAAGGCGAAGAGCUGUAAAUCACGAAAUUAGAAAUUUGACUGAUCAAGUGGAAAGAUUUCAAGCUAGUAGACCGUAUACGUCGUUUCAAUAUAGAGACCCAGAACCGAACUUUAAUAAAGCUAGUGUGAAAGGUGUUGUAUGUAAAUUAUUCACUCUCAAGGAUAAUAUUUAUGCUACUGCUUUGGAAACUGCUGCUGGAGGAAAGCUAUAUAAUGUUGUUGUUGAUACUGAUGUGACGAGUAAAAAGUUACUACAAAGAGGUGAUCUACAAAACAGAACAACAUUCAUUCCUCUCAACAAAAUAGCUGCUCGAAGAAUGGACCAGCAAACUAUAAAUUACGCCCAAAGCUUGGUAGGAAAAGAAAAUUGCCAACCAGCAAUAGCCCUUAUAAAUUAUGACAGUAAAGUGCAAACUGCCAUGGAAUUUAUAUUUGGGGACGUUUUCAUCUGCAAAGACAUUGAUGUAGCAAGGAAAAUAACAUUCAAUGAUAGAAUUAGAAAGCGGUGCAUCACUUUAGAUGGAGAUUCAACUGAUCCAUAUGGUACCCUUAGUGGUGGUGCCAAACAAAAAGGCGAUUCUAUAUUAACACUCAUUGGACAGAUUCAAGUAUCUGAAGCACUACUACAACAAAAAGAACAAGAGUUGUCACAAAUAGACAGAGAAAUGGGACCUAUGAAUGGAGCCCAAGAGCAAUACAAUGCCAUCAAAUAUAAAUUAGAUAUGGCCCACCACGAGCUUAAUCUUAUUAAGCAACGCUUGAUGAAUACAACUUUUGCUAGGCAACAAGAAGAAGUGGAAGGCUUGAAAACACAAAUUGGCGAACUGAGAGCAAAAGUGAAAUCCUGUUUGGAAAUUGAAAAUAAAUGCUCGGCCAAAGCUAAAGAUUUGGAAGUAAAGAUGAAAGACACAUCAGGAUACAAAGAGAAACGCUUAAAAGAAGCAGAAGCGGACAUGAAAAAGGCCAAAGCCAAAGCGGAUAAAAGUAAAAAGGAGUGGCGUCAGAGAGAACAAGACUAUGAAACAUUGACUUUGGAAAUUCAAGAGUUGAAAAAAGGCAUAGCAACUGUCAAGGAGCAAAUUGCAGCGACACAGGAAAAUAUCAGGAAGUUACAUGAAGAAUGUGAAGGCGCCUCUGUAGGAUCUAAUGAAGCUAAGGAAGCAGUUUCAGAAAUUCAGGAACAAGUUAAAAUCAUAAAAUCGCAGAUGGCAGAAAAGAAUAAGGAAAGGCAGGGAAAAAUUAAGAAAAAAGAGCAGCUGCUGUCACAAAAUAAUGAAUUACAAUUGGAAAUUAAAAAACUUACUCACGAGCUCAAAGAUUUGAGUAUGACUUGUAAAAGUUUGAAGCAUAAGGAACAAGAGUAUGAGAAAAAAAUGAGUAAAAACAACAUUUACCUAGAAAAAGGAAAAGCUUUGUCUAGAGAGGAAGGUUUAGGCAUGGAGAGAAAAAUUAAAACUAACCAAGAAAGGAAAAAUAAAUUGGGCCGAACAAUUAACACUCAGGCACAGAGUAUGUUUGAGGUUGAAGAAAAAAAGUUUGAUGAAAUGAUGAGAAAACAAAAAAUAGUACAAGCUGAUAGAAGAAGGCUACUCAAAUCAAUGGCCGAAUUGGACAAGAAAAAAGAAAAUGCCCUAAAAAUCGCCUAUGAGCAAGUGUCUAAAGAUUUUGGUUCCAUUUUCAAUACGCUUUUACCAGGAGCCAAUGCCAAAUUGAUACCUUUACAAACAAAAAAUACUCUAAGCGGACUUGAGAUUAAAGUCUCCCUGGGAAAUGUAUGGAAAGAGAGUUUAACAGAGUUGAGUGGCGGCCAAAGAUCUCUGGCAGCCUUGUCUUUGAUUUUAGCCAUGUUACUCUUUAAACCAGCCCCUUUAUAUAUUUUGGACGAAGUCGAUGCUGCGCUGGAUUUGUCCCAUACUCAAAACAUUGGCAAUAUGCUUAAAUCUCAUUUCAAAAAAUCACAGUUUAUUGUGGUUUCACUUAAAGAUGGAAUGUUUAAUAAUGCAAAUGUGCUGUUUAGGACCAAGUUUGUUGAUGGUGUUUCGGCUGUCCAAAGAACCGAAAAUAAUAGAAGAUAAGUUAGUUAAUUCAUUAAUUUUAGAUAAUGAUCUAUUGGGAUCGUAAAUUAUUAUCAUAUGGUACUCAUAUUUUUGCCUAUUGUUAUGGCUAGUUCUUAAGGACAGCGUACAAAUUCUGAAGAAAUAAGUUUUAUUUGUUUAUUGCAAAUAAUGCUUUUAAAAUUAAAAGCUUAGUAAUAUUUGGGGUCAUAUUUCGUGAUGCAUUCUAUAAUGGAAUACUAAUUUGAAGCAAAUGGUUGUUACACAAUGUGUUAUUCAACGUAUUCUUAAUUCCUAUGUGGAUUUUCAUAAAAGAAGAAUGGAAUAUAAUAAUUAUAAUUUGUGACUGUUUUGAUUUUAUAUUUGGGGUGACCCUUGUACAUAAUAUGUUUUAAAAAAAUAGGUAUUACUGUCAAUUUUUGUACUGUUUACUAUUUUUAUAAAAGUUAAUAUUAUAUUUCAGAAGGUAAUUUUCAUAAUAAACUUUUAGUUUCAACUGAA
Molecule: messenger RNA, 4101 nt
Organism: Ceutorhynchus assimilis (cabbage seed weevil)
Lineage: Eukaryota; Metazoa; Arthropoda; Insecta; Coleoptera; Curculionidae
Source: the annotation of a GenBank genome assembly